Molecule: messenger RNA, 2044 nt
Organism: Hyaloscypha bicolor E
Lineage: Eukaryota; Fungi; Ascomycota; Leotiomycetes; Helotiales; Hyaloscyphaceae
Product: ammonium transporter-like protein
Exons: 4
Coding region: 468-1907 (479 amino acids)
Biological process (GO): ammonium transmembrane transport
Cellular component (GO): plasma membrane
Molecular function (GO): ammonium channel activity
Source: RefSeq, a predicted model, not a curated record
AUUCGCCCCCUCCUUCUUGUGUUCCUAGUUCUUAUUACGGCGCGACCUAUGAUAGCAGUCUAUCAGACACGUUCCUCUCAUCCGAUCUUCCGAUCUUUCCCAUGUCAGCCUUAACCUAAUCCGGCAAUCAAACCCAGAGAUUUGCCAAGCAUCUCUUAUCAUCCUCAUAUCAAGGUUCUGACAAACACCCUUCAUCUUCACCAAAGGCACAGUAGAUCCCAUGUUUGAAGCUUCAUAUCCAAGCAAAUGUCACUGCCAAGUAGCUUGGCUCUACGAAAAGAGUAUGGCAGGCGAGGAUAACGAUAAUGAAGUGUAAGAACGACAACGGGAAGGACGGGCAGCGGGCCUUUCCCAGCAGGAGAAGAAUGGGGUACUUAAGCUCGUCCUUUCCCACCGCGUAGUACGCGGCCUCUCGUUGAGAAUUUGAUUGUAAUCAUUGCGAUUUUGGAACCCAUCCUGAGCAAAGAAUGAGUUCGCCAGCCUUCAAUUCAUCCGAGCCGAAAGGCGGAGAUCCUCUCUUCGUGGAUGUCAAUGCCCAAUACGUCGGCUUCGAGUACCACUACACCUAUCUCGUGUUCUGCGGCUUCAUCGUCUGGCUGAUUAUUCCCGGCAUCGGACUUCUCUAUGGCGGUCUCGCGCGACGCAAGUCCGCUCUAGCGCUUCUAUUCCAGAGUUUGAUGGUAGCGGCUGUUACUACCUUUCAAUGGAUGUUCUGGGGAUACAGUCUUGCUUACUCGAGGACGGCGGGGCCUUUCAUCGGCGAUCUGGCCAAUUUCGGAAUGAAGAAUGUCAUGGCUGCCCCGUCCCCAGGAAGCGCUGUCAUCCCUGAGAUUGUUUUCUGUCUGUAUCAGUUACUUUUCUGUGCUUGCACAGUCCAGAUCGUGGUUGGGGGUGCAUUCGAGAGAGGUCGUAUUGUUCCCUCGUUGGUCUUCGGUUUCUUCUGGGCGACUCUCGUCUACUGUCCGAUUGCAUGCUGGACAUGGAACCCCAAUGGAUGGCUGUAUAAGCUUCCAUCUCUCGAUUUCGCGGGAGGUGGACCUGUUCACAUCUCCUCCGGCUGGUCUGCGCUUGCAUAUGCCUUCGUUCUGGGAAAGCGCAAGCACUCUGGCGAUAAGUCACAUGGCAAACCCCACAACACCACACUCGUCUUUCUUGGAACGGUGCUCAUCUGGUUCGGUUGGUUUGGCUUCAAUGGUGGUUCCGCUCUGAACGCCACAGUUAGGGCUAUGCUCGCGGCUUUCAACACCAAUACAGCUGCCUCCACAGGCAUGAUUGGAUGGGUUACGGUUGACUACCUAAAGUACGGCCGAAAAUUCAGCGUGGUAGGCGCCUGCUCGGGUGCCAUCGCUGGACUCGUCGGUAUCACACCUGCUGCUGGCUAUGUCGGAGUCUGGCUCGCGGCCGUCAUUGGAUUCAUCACCGCGGUCGUGUGUGCUCUGCUCCAGAACUUGAACGAGUGGCUUCAUAUCGAUGAGGGGAUGGACGUUUUCAAACUCCACGGUGUUGGUGGCAUGGUAGGAAGUUUCCUCACUGGCAUUUUCGCCUCUGCCUCAAUCAGCAUGCUCGACGGCGUGACCUCAGCACCAGGCGGCAUCGACGGCAACGGCAUCCAAGUCGGCAAACAAUUCGCCGAAAUCACUGCCAUUUCCGCCUACUCAUUCCUCAUGUCAUGCGCUCUUUUGUAUAUCCUGAAAUACAUCCCUGGCAUGCACCUCAGAGUCACAGAAGAGGCUGAGAUGGUGGGCUUGGACAUCGAUCAAUUCUUCGAUGAGCAGAUUGGCGAUUGGGGAAUGUUUGAGGAGAUGGAUCGGAGGAAGAUGGCGAUGGAGAUCAGUGCUCCAACAACUCCGCCAAUGCAGGAGGUUCAGGAGCCGGUCGAUGGAGAGAAGAAGGUUGCAAGUGUAUGAGCAUUUAAGCACGAGCUUGAGUCAUACAUGAAUUAUUCAAUUAGACUAGACCUUCUUUGCUUUUAAUUUCGGUUAUGCAAAUAUAUACACUCUCCCAGGCUUUGCCGUUGGCGUAUGUUCGAAGAAGUCACUUUGAU